This is a messenger RNA of Triticum aestivum (bread wheat), 998 nucleotides long. Its product is annotated as RING-H2 finger protein ATL79-like. Bases 426 to 941 code for a protein of 171 amino acids. Gene Ontology annotation, molecular function: ubiquitin protein ligase activity. The transcript has a single exon. NCBI's taxonomy places the organism in Eukaryota, Viridiplantae, Streptophyta, Magnoliopsida, Poales, Poaceae. Gene Ontology annotation, biological process: protein ubiquitination. Gene Ontology annotation, cellular component: cytoplasm. The record is from RefSeq and is a predicted model, not a curated record.
ACAGAUGCUAAAUAGACAGUCCAAAAAACGAAAAUAAAGACUUUUUCAAUACUCGGGCCAGGCGGAGGCUGGCUCUGCGUGUAACCCAGCCCGUCUCGACAUUGCCCGGGUUUAGAACGAAAAGCGUGACGAAACUUGCAGCCGGCCCAAUAGCAGCACUAUCGUGGUAGCCUGCAUGCAUCGAAGAAGGCUGCUGUUGCGUAUUCAGUUUCCGAGAGAACAAAAUCCCACCCCGACACCAGCACGAACGUAGGAGUACAUACGAGGCGAUAUAUACCACCAUAAACACACCGGCAGACGCAUAGACGCACGAUCGCUCCCGUCGCUUCCCCAAACAUAUCUCCUCCCGAUCCAAUCUCAACCGGCCAACUGCAAACACAGGUAGCCCGCGCCCGCGGGGAAUCGUCGAUCCAGUUCGCUAUUCCAUGAUGGCGUCGAUUGCCAUGGACAUAGCCGACGAAUUCCAACUGCUGCUACGACAAGCACAAGCAGUACAAGAAAUUAUAUUCCUGGCCGAAGUAGAAGACCUGCUGCGACAACUACAACAAGAAGAUGACUUUCUACCUGACCCCGAUGCCAUGUUUCGCGAGCUUGUCCGCCUCGGCCAUAUUACCGAGGCCAACACGGACAACAUCACCCCACACGCCAGCGUCGCGGGUGCACUGGCCACGGCGGUGGCCGAAGCACUCAAGACGGUGGACGCGCCAUCCGAUGGGCGCGACUGCCCGAUCUGCAUAGAGGACGACGACUCGGCGGCGUGGAAGGAGACGCCGUGUGAGCACCGGUUCCACGGGCGGUGCCUCGAGAGGUGGCUGCAGGCCAAGGGGAGCUGCCCCAUGUGCCGGCGCCAGCUGGUGACCAUGCCCUCCGCCGCCGCCCCUAGUACCGCUGUAUUCUCAGAUUUAGAGCUGGAUGCCAUGAUGGACCUCGUGAAUUACUAGUUGCCUCUCUAGGGAAAUUAAUGAUGCUCCUUGCUUAGGGCUGCUCGAUCGGCAAAC